Messenger RNA from Leishmania mexicana MHOM/GT/2001/U1103, 900 nucleotides. RefSeq lists its product as hypothetical. The record is from RefSeq and is a predicted model, not a curated record. The coding region runs from base 1 to 900 and encodes 299 amino acids. The transcript has a single exon. Lineage: Eukaryota; Euglenozoa; Kinetoplastea; Trypanosomatida; Trypanosomatidae.
AUGUACGGGCAGUAUUAUCAGCAAGACGCCAACAACGCCUACCACCAGGCACACAGCAAGGGGCAGGACGGCUACUGGAACCACUUCCAUAACCGCAGCGGCUCCGGUGGCUUCGCCGAGAACCCCUUUACUUCCAGAAGUCCGUUCAGCAUGUACGCGCAGGCUCAGCGCGCCCGCUUCAUGCCGCCUGGCUCGCUGCUCAUCCAAGGGCUGGUCAUCUACCUUGUCUUGUCCACCAUGUUCCUCUUCGCGUAUCGGUCGUACCGCGACUGGCGGCACGACGACGGCUGGCGCAUGUCGGAGAGCUUGGCGCGACAUGAGCAGAUGGAAGAACUGCACCGCAUUCGGCAAGAGAUGAAUGAGCGCGCGCGCGCCAUGCAGCACCUCGGCCACGAAGACGCGGCCGCUGCGUCGUACCGCAGUCGGCAGUACGUUGGGGAGUCGCCCACUGCUCGCGCGUACGAGUACGCCCGUCAGCGCCGGAUUCAAAUGAUGCAGGAACAACAAGAGACUGCCGCGAGCCUGCCAGAGCUGCGCGGGUGGCCUAUGAUUGGGGAGGACAAGGGGCGCAUCAUCAAGCGUGCGCAGGAUCCGGCUGGCGUUGUAGUCUUUGAGCCUCGCAAGGAGGACAGUCGGCGUCGCCAGAUCGAGAAUCAUCUCAGGGGCAGCGGGCUUGCGCGCACCUCUUCGAGUGAGUCGCCGUCGCCACAGCUGAACGGGGCUGCUCAAGGUCCUCUGUGUGACAAGGCAACUGCAUCGUCGAUUGCCGCAGACAGCAGCGUCACGCUACCCCCCGAAGCAAACGUCAGCUCAGUUGUGGCGAGGCCGGUGGGUAGUGAGCAGGAGGCGCAGGCCGUCAUGCGCGGCAUCUUCGGUGAUCUUCGCAAGAUCGUCUCGUAG